Molecule: messenger RNA, 2792 nt
Organism: Physella acuta
Lineage: Eukaryota; Metazoa; Mollusca; Gastropoda; Physidae
Product: tumor susceptibility gene 101 protein
Biological process (GO): endosome to lysosome transport; protein transport; protein modification process
Cellular component (GO): ESCRT I complex
Molecular function (GO): ubiquitin binding
Source: RefSeq, a predicted model, not a curated record
ACUGCUUCAAACAAAUCAAUAUGGCUGUCAGUGGAUACUAAGAAAAGAACCACAGUUUUUUGUUUAUUAUUUUCAUAAACAAUUUAGAAGUUUUAGUUGUCAUCAUGAAAUAGAGCAUUUUUAUAUCUAGAAUUCACACUCAAAAUGGCUCAAUACGAUACACAAUUAAGGACUUAUUUGUCAAAGUACAUACAUUCUAAUGAAGCUAGAGCUGAUAUUAAUAACACGAUUAGCCAGUAUAAAGAUUUACGACCUACACUCAGUCCGUUUGUUUUCAAUGAUGGAACAGAUCGGGAGUUAGUACAACUAGAAGGUACCAUCCCUGUAAACUACAAAGGAAACACAUAUAACAUACCAAUCUCAAUAUGGGUUUUGGACACACAUCCUCACAAUCCACCAAUGGUUUUUGUCAAACCAACUAACACUAUGCAGAUCAAACCAGGCCGUUAUGUGGAUGCAAAUGGCAAAGUGGAUAUGCCCUAUAUACGCGACUGGAAACACCCGUCAGCUGAUCUACUUAGCCUGGUACAGGUACUGGCAUUCACAUUUGGAGAGGAAUGUCCUGUGUUCUCGAGAACUUCAGGCCAGAGACAGCCCCAGCUGGCAUAUCCUGGUCAAACACCAUACCCUGUCAACCCAAGCAUGCCAUAUCCAUCUGCUGGCAGUGGAGGUCCUGGUGGAUAUCCAGCCGGAGGAUAUCCACCUUAUCCAGGUUCCUAUCCCAGUUAUCCACCAUACCCCCAGCCCUCACAGAACAAUGGGUAUCCUCAACCUUUCCCCUAUCCGGGUGCAAACAAUCCACCGUAUCCAGCACAAACACAAGGGCCACCAAAUUACCCACCCGCAAGUGGAUCAUAUCCACCUGUGCAGUCUAGCAGUAACCCACCUUAUCCGAUGUCGAACUCUGGAAGUGGUGAAAUCCGUUACCCAGCCGGCAUUUCUACUGGUGGCACAGUCACUGAGGCAGACCUGCGGGCAUCACUGAUGUCUGCAGUUGAAGACAAAAUCAAGUGGAGGUUACGUGAAACUUUUGCACAGGCCCAAGCUGAGAUGGAUGUGUUGAGAAAGACACAGAAAGAUUUGUCUACAGGAAAAAUUAAAUUAGAAACUAUAAUCACAGAAUUAGAGAAAGAACAGGAUGAUCUUGAAAAAAAUAUUGCCAUACUUCAAAGCAAAGAUAAAGAGGUAAAAGAUGCCAUUCAAAAAAUGGAAUCGAGCCAGGAUAUGAAUAUUGAUGAUGCUGUGGUGACUACGACUCCUUUGUACAGACAGCUCGUUGAUGCCUUUGCUGAAGAACAGGCCAUCGAGGAUGCAAUUUACUAUUUAGGAGAAGCUCUUAGGAAAAAUGUUAUUGAGCUUGAAUCGUUUUUAAAGAGGGUACGAGAGCUUUCCCGGAAACAGUUUAUGCUUCGAGCAACAAUCCAGAAGUGCAGAGAGAAAGCCGGUCUAGCCCCCUUAGCAUAAAAUAUGAAUUCUAUCAGCUGUUUUUAAUCUUGUCAUAGUUAUGAAAUGCUUAUUUAUACACAUUGGUUUUUGCUUAUUUGUAUUGUUUGAGAUUGUGGUUUUUUUUUUUUUUAAAUAGCUCUAUGCCAGUUUUAUAAUUUGGUUUAAAAAGUUGUGUGCUGCAUUCUGAUUUAAUUAUUAAUUAUCAUUUGUUUGGUUCUGGAAUGAAAAAUGUUGCAAUGUUUUUAAUUUUUAAAAGUGAGGUUGGUUCUUAAAUAUGGUGAUAGUGUUAUGUUACGUUACCAUAAAAUUUUGUUCUAACUACUGUAACAUGAACAUUCUCACUAAACAAUAUGUGAACUAGAAGAUGAUAACUAACAUUUAUUAUGGACAUUAUUACUGUAAUAUUACCAGAUAUACUCGCAAGAUAUAUAAUAGCUUUUUAACAAUUAUUUAAUUACAAAAAAAUCCUGUGUGUUCAUUUUGCUUAUCUUUUUUUAAUGAUAAAUUAUAAACUAUAAAAAUUUUCAUUCUUGCUAUAUUUUUUUUCCUGCUUUUAAGAGGUUAUAUUGGUAAUUGAACCUACACAUUCCUAGCAUUUAAAUUGUAACAUUUAUCAUACCUAUGAAAUCUAUUAACUUUUAAUAAGUCUGAAAUUUAACAAUUUCAAAACAAAUUUUUAAUCAGUCAUAUGUAGGCUGGGGUUAUAUAAUCAUCUACACUUGCACAUUUUGUUGUUUAUAAUACUACCAGCAUUUCUCUACUGGUCAUAAUUUAGUCUUUUAUUUAUUUGGUCUAAAUCAGCUUGUUUUCGUAUGUUAAUAAAUGUGUUGUUUUUUUAAAUAUAUAUCUGAUUGUGAAUAUUAGUUUUCUUUUUCAAAGAAAGAGAUCACUGGUAGUGUUAAUUCGUCUUCAACAAUUUGAUUUGAUUUUCGUUAAAUUUAUAAAUUGCUGUAAUUUUUACAUUUUAAAUUAAUUAAAUUAUAUUUGGUCAAAAACUAAUUUGUUGGAAUUAUUGGCAAUAUACCAUUCUGGAAUUGAGUAGAAGGUGCUUGGUCCACUGUAUAUUUCCAAAAGUUAGUACAAGUGUUGGUGUUUGCUGCAUUAAGUUAAUUAUUGAAGGUUGCAGUAUUUCUCCAAUUUCAAAAUUGGGUAAAAUGAUAAAUAUUUAAAAAUGUAUUCUUUUGAAAUGCUUUAAUUUAAUGAUGUAUUAUUUUCAACUUAAUGAUGUUUUUUUUUUGUGUAGACUGUAACAGAAAUAACAGAUGUAUAUAAUCACUGUUCUGUAUCUGUGUACUGAAAUGUUAUUUGCAUUGCUGGGAUUAAAAGAGCUAAGCUUAUAAAACAAA